GUUUCACUUCCUUACAGAGUGAAUCUCUCCCUCUUUCUCUGUCUCUCUUUCAAGACACCAGGAGAGCUAUAUAUUUGAUCAUUUUGAUUCUGUGCUGUUGCAUCAUCUGUCAAAAUAAAGGCCAACUGAUAAUAAGAUUGUCUGUGAGGGCUGAAGAGAAACUGAUGAUGAAUGAAGAUCAGGUGAAAGAGAUAAUCCAGAGAUGGAGAAAUACUCAAGAAGACGAUCUGAAGCCUGAGGACUACCAGCAGUUCAAGACUUUGGGAUGUGCCAGUCUCAGUGAGGGUGAAAGUCAACAGCUCUUAAAAUUCAUACAAGAUGAGAAAAACCAGGUUAUUGUGAAAUCUAUGGGCUGUGUUAUACUGGCACCUCUUCUAAACGAAGUUGUAAAAAAAGCUAAGGGUCUGGAUCAAUACCAAGCUGCCAUCACACAUCUGACCAGGACUUGCAGGCCAAAUGAACUCCUGGAUUGCAUGCUUGAAAUAAUUGAAGGCAUUGAUCCAGGUGCCAUUUCCGAGACAAUCCUAGCCCUUCUUCCGCAUCUUCAAUCAGUACUUCUCCGGCUGGAUGAGGGGAAGGCAGCCUGUGUGGGCUCGACUCUGUCGGCCCUGCAGAAGCAGCUGUCCCGGCUGCCUGUGCCUUACACGGAGCAGCAGGAGGAGGCCGAUGAGUACGGCCUGUGCCGCUGCAGCGCUGCCUUGACUGUGUUCACAGAACCUUUUGUGGAGGAGGUGAAAAGGACAGACGGAAAUUGUGCUGCUACAGCUGAAGAUGAGGAGCUAAAGAUUGAGCUUCUGAAGUUCUGCAUGAGGAGUUUGAGAGAGCCUUUGCUUGAGGCUGAACUGAAGCACGACAGAAGAUCACCAUUGUGGCUCUUUGCAGUAGAGAUAAUGGUCACACUUUCUGCAAUCAAAGAGCCUCUUCCGGAGCUCUUAUUCUUCAGCUCACUGAGGGAAAACAUCCUGAUGGACAAUAAUCAGUUCAAGGAGGCGAGAGCAUGUCUGGCUUAUCUGCUGUUUGUUCAGCUCAUUACCAUUGACAACUUUCCAGCAGUGUUUAGCCAUGUGUUUAUUCUCCAGUGCAACAUGGAAUACAUCAGUCAUCUGCUCAGCAGCAAAAAAGAAUCACAUUUGCUUAAAGGAUUGGCGCUGUUCACAAAAAGCUUGGAGCGUGUGCAGGACAACAGCCUCCCAGUGAGUCUGCUGGAUCUGAAGAGCUUCUACAGUGUGACACAGAACCUGCGGCGAGUUCUUACCGACUGCCCAAUACAGCACUUGAGAGAAUCGGGCCUGCAGGUUUUCCAGGUAUUCAUCAAUAAAUUAGAUGCAGAAGCAAAGCACAAAUUCUUCAGGUGCAUGUUAAAAACCAGCAAUCACGCAGGAAUAGAAAGUUAUAUAAUCAAGAACAUCAGGAAUCAAUUUGAACUUUCUAUGAAGGUGAGAAAAACACGAGAGUCACGCCAUAGCCUGCAUUUUUUUUCUCUACACGUUAAAUGUACUACAACUCUUUUACAGUGGGGUAACGCCAAUGAGUGGUUCUUGGGAACGGAGUUUAUUUCACUGAUGACGCUGGUGCUGUGCUUGCCACAAGGUGCUCAGACAGAUUUGCUCAGCAGUAUGGACAAGGUAAUGGAGAGCCUAAAUCUGCUACGCUAUGUUCUUAUCAGAGACGAAGAGCUGAGAACCAAUGAAGAUGUGUGGGAAGAGUUGUGCAGGAUCAAAGAGGAAUACCUAAAAAUGCUGCGUGUAUGUAUCAGCAUAUCAAGAGCGUAUUAUUCCUCUGAACUGAAAGCACUGAGGGAGGACCAAAAGCUAAAAGCAAAAGAAGCCAGAGAUGCUGCUCGACCCACUAAAUUAGUCAAAAGCAUCACAGUAAGGAAGGAGAAAGUGUCCAACAUGUCCCCGGAGGUCCAGCAUCAGGUGCUGCAGAGUGCUUUGGUGACAUUUGACCUCAUGGAGAGUCUUAUAGUCCGAAUCGAAGAGAUCACAGAGGAAAAGCAGAACAAACUAAACUGAGGCUCUGAAUUCAGACCCUUCAAUAUUUUUCUAAAUAUAUCUUUAUUUGGUUUGCUUUGUUUGACUGAAUAAAGUGUGUGCUUAUAUACAAGAAUGUAUACAAGAUGAUACUAUAUACUGAAAUGUCUGCUUUUCUAUGUUCAGCACAUUGAGCUCCUGCUGGUUAGCAUUAAAUAAAACAUGUCGAAUCA
This is a messenger RNA of Haplochromis burtoni (Burton's mouthbrooder), 2206 nucleotides long. Its product is annotated as glomulin. The record is from RefSeq and is a predicted model, not a curated record. The transcript is spliced from 17 exons. Gene Ontology annotation, molecular function: ubiquitin-protein transferase inhibitor activity. Gene Ontology annotation, cellular component: cytoplasm. Bases 165 to 2015 code for a protein of 616 amino acids. Lineage: Eukaryota; Metazoa; Chordata; Actinopteri; Cichliformes; Cichlidae.